Eimeria necatrix is the source of this 849-nucleotide messenger RNA. RefSeq lists its product as hypothetical. Lineage: Eukaryota; Apicomplexa; Conoidasida; Eucoccidiorida; Eimeriidae. The transcript is spliced from 4 exons. Gene Ontology annotation, cellular component: chromosome. Gene Ontology annotation, molecular function: DNA binding; ATP binding; DNA topoisomerase type II (double strand cut, ATP-hydrolyzing) activity. Bases 1 to 849 code for a protein of 282 amino acids. Gene Ontology annotation, biological process: DNA metabolic process. The record is from RefSeq and is a predicted model, not a curated record.
AUGGAGAGUAACUUGCCCUCAGAUGGCGCUCUCGCUCCAUCUGCUGAAUCCAUAGUUUCGCGCAUUGAGUCGUUGGUAUUGUUUUUCUUGCACAGAAUUUCGGAGGAUCCAGCGAAUGACUCCGAAACAAAGGUUUCUCAAGAUGAAACUCUGUUUCCUGAGUCUUUUGCUGCGGACAAUGAGUCGAAUACGGCCACUGACAGUCCCGAAUUCUUGUUCCCGCCUCUUUCGGACAGAUCCAUUCAGCGUUCUGCCAGCCUGCUGGCCAUCAUGCGAACUAUCCUGUCCCUUCACGCAGAAAAGCGUUACUCGACCUUGCGGCAUGUGUAUUACUCCAACGUUACCAUAGCGCCUUCCCAGCGGGUCAUCGACAGAGGCGUAGCGGCCCUCACCCAGUUCUUGAAAACACCCCGCGAGGAGCUCCGCAUCACCAGCACAUCAAAAUGCAUCAUAAAGGGCCCAAUUAUAAUACAAGAAAGGACGUAUAUCAGCGCGCGGAGCGUCUUGUGGCACAUUCGUCAGCGUUUUGGAAGCCAGCUGCCGAUAUUUCUGCUGACCGACUUCGACCCUCACGGCCUUCUCGUUGCAAUGACUUACGCGUUUCCGCCUCGGAAAGCUACAAGAUACUCAGAUGAGGCCGGCGCGUUCUUCGGAGUGCCGCUGUCUGAUAUGUCCACCAUGUCGGACUCAAAGCGCAAUUUGCUUCCAGGCCGGAAUUCCUUCACUCAUUACGAGCUUUUUAGGUUGGACGUUUUUGAAGACUUGCCGCGCUUUAUUAUUGGAGCGAUAGACGGAGAGCUCAGCGCUGAUGACAGCGAAAAAAGCUGCGCUGACUGCAGCCAGGCGUGA